Bombina bombina (fire-bellied toad) is the source of this 3167-nucleotide messenger RNA. It is a transcript of the gene UGDH, whose product is annotated as UDP-glucose 6-dehydrogenase. Gene Ontology annotation, biological process: glycosaminoglycan biosynthetic process. NCBI's taxonomy places the organism in Eukaryota, Metazoa, Chordata, Amphibia, Anura, Bombinatoridae. Gene Ontology annotation, cellular component: cytosol; nucleus. The transcript is spliced from 12 exons. The record is from RefSeq and is a predicted model, not a curated record. The coding region runs from base 279 to 1865 and encodes 528 amino acids. Gene Ontology annotation, molecular function: NAD binding; UDP-glucose 6-dehydrogenase activity.
ACCGUGAGCCCAUUCAUCCUUUGUGGUAAUUCCGUGAUCUGAGCGUUUUGCUCCACCACCCACGGCUUCCCGCUGACCAAAGAGAUCCCACUGUAUAUUUCCUGUUACAUUUAUCUACCCCUCCUCAGAAGCUCCCCAACCCCAUCUCAUCAACUGAUGAUUACACGUACACUUUGCCUCCUACAUUCAUGUUUUCCACACCCACUCACGUCCCCUGCCUAGUGCCUAUCCUUAGUCUCCCCUCCCUGUGGGUGUAGCCAGUGUCUGGUAACGGGUAUAUGGAUUAUCCGAGUUUGCCAGCAGCAAUAUCUACUGGGAUAAAGCCUUUUACACAGCACCGCUCUGUUCAUCUCUUCCCACUUACUAGUAUGGCCAUGUUUCACAUUAAGAAGAUUUGCUGCAUUGGUGCCGGCUAUGUUGGAGGGCCAACAUGCAGUGUCAUUGCCCAGAUGUGUCCAGAUAUCAAAGUGACUGUUGUUGAUGUGAAUGAAACGAGGAUCAACGCCUGGAACUCGGACACAUUGCCCAUCUAUGAGCCAGGUCUUAAAGAAGUGGUAGAAUCCUGCAGAGGCAAAAAUCUUUUCUACUCUACUGAUAUCGACAGUGCCAUACAGGAGGCAGACUUAGUUUUCAUAUCGGUUAACACUCCGACUAAGACCUAUGGGAUGGGUAAAGGGCGUGCAGCAGAUCUGAAGUACAUUGAAGCCUGUGCUAGACGUAUUGUGCAAAAUUCAAAUGGUUAUAAAAUAGUUACAGAAAAGAGCACGGUACCAGUACGCGCAGCAGAGAGCAUCCGGCGGAUAUUUGAUGCCAACACUAAACCUAAUCUGAACCUACAGGUGCUUUCUAACCCAGAGUUUUUGGCAGAGGGAACAGCGAUUAAGGAUCUAAAGAAUCCAGACAGGGUUUUGAUUGGUGGAGAUGAAACCCCCGAGGGGCAGAAGGCUGUGCAAGCUCUAUGUGCAGUUUAUGAGCACUGGGUCCCCAAAGAAAAAAUAAUUACAACCAACACCUGGUCAUCAGAGCUGUCAAAACUGGCUGCCAACGCUUUCCUAGCUCAGAGAAUCAGUAGCAUUAACUCAAUAAGUGCCUUGUGUGAAGCAACAGGAGCAGAUGUAGAGGAGGUUGCAAGAGCCAUUGGGAUGGACCAGAGAAUUGGAAAUAAAUUCUUGAAAGCCAGUGUUGGUUUUGGAGGUAGCUGCUUUCAGAAGGACGUCCUGAACCUAGUGUACUUGUGUGAGGUUCUGAACCUGCAUGAGGUAGCGAGGUACUGGCAGCAGGUCAUUGAUAUGAAUGACUAUCAGAGAAGAAGGUUUACCUCACGGAUUAUUGACUGCCUUUUCAACACCGUCACAGACAAAAAAAUUGCUGUUCUUGGCUUUGCAUUCAAGAAAGACACUGGAGAUACCAGGGAGUCAUCCAGUAUUUACAUAAGCAAAUACCUCAUGGAUGAAGGUGCCAGACUGUAUAUUUUUGAUCCAAAGGUUCCAAGAGCGCAAAUCAUUAUGGACCUAUCUCAGCCUGGAGUUGCUGCUGAUAACCGAGUUUCAGAGCUGGUUCAUAUUACUACAGACCUUUAUGAAGCAUGUGAUGGUGCCCAUGCAAUAGUUAUUUGUACAGAGUGGGACAUGUUUAAGGAGCUGGACUUUCAUCGUAUCCACAGUAAGAUGCUGAAGCCAGCAUUCAUUUUUGAUGGAAGACGGGUCCUUGAUGAUCUUCAUGGGGAGCUUCAAAACAUUGGCUUCCAGGUCGAGACCAUUGGGAAAAAGGUAGCAUCCAAGAGAAUUCCAAUCCCAUUUACACCUACAGCCGAUAUUCCAAAAAUAACUCUGCAAGAUCAUCCUCAUAAGAAGCCCAGAGUAUAAGAGAUUUUUUUUUUUUAAAUUCUGUACCGAUUAGCUAUGAUCAAAUAUUUUGUGGUAUAUCUACAGAACGUACACAUCUAGUCAACGGCAUAUCUACAGAACGUACACAACUAGCAAAUGAAAAACGGUUCAAAGUAGAACAGCUCUUUAAAAAAACAAAAAUAGAGAAUUGAAUUCUUGCUAAUACAACUCGAUUUUCAAAGAUUAUUGUUUAAACGUUCACCAAUGCCAUCCCUGCUACAUAAUUUAUUUGUAAAUAAUUCACUUAACACUCUACACACAUUAUGGAUUACGUUGUUAUAAAAUGAAGACCAAAAAACUUUCUGCUAACUUAAUACAAUUUUUUUUUCUUUAUUUCCUUGCAAAUAUAAGAACAAAGUGAAGAAAAAAAGGCCAACAAGUUUUAUAUAUGGUAAAUCAUUAUACCAAUCGGGAAAGGGGGGGGGGGGGCAAAAUUACUUUAUCUAUAACUCUUGUGUAAUUUAGAAGAAAUUAAACUAGAUUAAUCCUAUCUUUGACUUUAUAAAUGACAACUUUUCUACUAGGUUAUUUAUAGGAAUAUUUUGAAUUUGAUAUUUUGAACCUUUUUAUAUAUAUAUAUAUUACAAUAUUAAACGUAUAUUUUUAUAAUCUUAUAUCUAGUCAAUACAGGAAUGGGGGAAAACAUCACAAAAAAAAAACUAAACAAAUCUUAACAAAAUUACAUGAUUUAUCAUUCCUCUGUAUUUUAUAUUUACAUCGGUAUAGAAAGGAAUAAUGUACCCAGUCUUUUACCGGUUCAUCUGUAAUUCGCAGUGUUGCAUUUUUACUACAUGCCCGUUUUUUGUUCACUCAUAUAAAUAGAAGUUACCAGUUAGAAUGAGAUUCCGAUAAAAACGUUAUGCCAACAUUUUGAGUGUCCCUUCUUAGGUAAUGCUUUGUGUACUAGUAAGAAAAAAAAUGUCAUGCAAUGUGGCUUUGAUAUGAAGAUCCUCAUUGGAUAAUAACCAGCAUGUGGUAUCUGCUCUAUGAGCAGACAGUUCUUGUGUUUUGAAAUCUUAAAACAAAAAUAGAAUUUAUACAUUGUAUUUAAAGGCUGCUACAACAGUAAAAUGCCUUUUUCUAAUAAGGGUAUUCAAUGCUAUGUAUAAUAAUAGUGCAGGUAAUUUUGUUUAAAGCCACAACAAAUUGUUUGACCAGUGAGCUAAUUGACCGAGUUAAGCAUUUAAUGCCUUUUUUUAAUGUAACCUGGCAACGUGAUCAGAUGCUGUAUUUCACUAUAUAUUAUGUAUAAUAAAUAUAUUGAUUUUUUUUGGAACAGCA